Parasteatoda tepidariorum (common house spider) is the source of this 1237-nucleotide messenger RNA. Its product is annotated as zinc finger protein 454-like. The record is from RefSeq and is a predicted model, not a curated record. NCBI's taxonomy places the organism in Eukaryota, Metazoa, Arthropoda, Arachnida, Araneae, Theridiidae.
AUGAUACUUAAACUUAUAUAUAUUUAAAAAAAGAGAUAGCUUAAACCGUUCAAUCACGUUCGAUUUCUUUUUUAAUGCUUAUUAUUUAAAAUUGGAAUUCCAGUAUAUAUAACUAAAAUCAUUACUGGUUCUUUAAUUAGGUAAGCCUAAUUUUCACAUACUAGUUUUUAAAAAUGGAAUUUGAUGUAACGGAUAUUAAAGAAGAAAUAGUUGAAACGGCUAUUGAAAUUAAGGAAGAGCUUGAUGAAUGUUACAUCUGUGGAGAGAAAUGUCCUCCUAAAGAACUAGAGUUGCAUAUAUUGUCUCAUAUUGCACCACAAAUCUUCCAGUGUAGUAAGUGCUUUGAUAGAUUUGGAAAUGAAAGAGAACUUACGGAGCAUCUUGCUUGUCACGAUAAGCCCUUUGUGUGUCAACUAUGUGAUAUGUCAUUUUCAAAUAAAAUAUAUCUAAAUAAGCAUAGCAUAUGUCAUACAGGUUCCCGGUCGCACAUAUGCGAUAUUUGUGAAAAAGGUUUCCUUCGUCUCGCAGAUUUGAAAAGACAUUAUCUAAUACACACCGAUGAAAGGCCAUAUAAAUGCGAGGUUUGCCAUAGAGGAUUCAAGCAAAGUGCAAAUAGAAAAAAGCAUCAAAAAUCACACUUCACUGUACAAAAACCUCGCCGUAAUUUUUUUAAUUCUGAAUCGGGUGAUAUACACUUGCUAUCUGAAGAUUUUCCCUACAUAUGUACGCAAUGCUUCAAAACAUAUCCUAGUAAAGCUAACCUAAAGCGUCAUAUCCUAACCCAUACGAAUGAAAGAAGGCACGUUUGUGAUAUUUGUGACAAAGCCUUUACUCAGUCUUACCACUUGACGUCUCAUAAAAAGAUUCAUACAGGAGAAAAACCGUUUAGUUGUGAAAUCUGUCACAAAUGUUUUCCUGAUAAAUGGCGACUGCAUCAGCAUAAUAAAAUUCAUAUGGGUGACAGACCAUUUAAAUGUAGCCUAUGUGAUAAAAGGUUUCUUUUUAAAUCUUAUUUAGAUACGCAUUUUUUGACUCACUCUAAACAAAAGCAACAUGUUUGUGAUAUAUGUGACAGAGAAUUUGCUCGUAGUUCACAUCUAAAACGUCACUAUCUUUCUCACGUUAAAAAUACUAUUUAAAGGCAGCUUUAUUAUUACUUUUAAACCAUACCAUGUAAAAAUUUGCCACAAUUUAUUUAAAAUUAAAGAGCAGCAUAUUGACAUGUAUCAUAUAUUUU